AUGCCACGCGACGGGACCGGAAAAGCUCACAAUGCCGUCGAUGAGAAUGCGACCCAAAUCAUCCAUGGCGACGACCAGCCCGGCAGCAACAUCGACAGGUCGGGCAAGGCUGCACCUCCUCCCAAGACAGAGCAGGGCGAGGCCAUCGAGGGCAUGAAGGCGAGCGGGGGAGGUUCGCAGGGGCUCGCUGAGGGACCCAGCCGGGGACGGAGGCGGAUCAAAGGCUGUCUAGGUAGUUAG
Molecule: messenger RNA, 240 nt
Organism: Gaeumannomyces tritici R3-111a-1
Lineage: Eukaryota; Fungi; Ascomycota; Sordariomycetes; Magnaporthales; Magnaporthaceae
Exons: 2
Coding region: 1-240 (79 amino acids)
Source: RefSeq, a predicted model, not a curated record